CCCGCCUCCCGGGGGGCGGGGCCGGGGGGCGGGGCGGGGCCGGUCCGCCGCCGUCCCGGCGUGCCCCGCGCGGCGCUGCCCGGCGGCCGCGGUCGGGGCAAGAUGGCGGCGGAGGCGGCGGACUCGUGGGACGCCGACAGCUUCGAGGUGGUGGAGCCGGUGGCGAAGCGGCUGGUGCCGGGGGUGGCCGGGGACCGCUGGGCCGGCGAGGAUGAGGAGGACGACGUGAAGGAUAACUGGGAUGAUGAGGAGGAAGAGGAGGAGGUGAAGGAGACAGAGGUAAAACAAGAACCGAAAGUUUCAGAAAAAAAGAAAAUAGCAGAAAAAAUUAAAGAAAAAGAAAAGCUACAGAAGAAAAAGCAAGAGGAGCUUAAAAAAAGGUUAGAGGCACCUGAGGAACAGAAGGAGCUCACACCAGAAGAACAGUUGGCAGACAAACUACGGCUAAAGAAGUUACAAGAGGAGUCAGACCUGGAGCUGGCAAAGGAAACCUUCGGUGUAAAUAGCACUUGUGGAAUAGAUGCCAUGAACCCCUCUUCCAAAGAUGACUUCACGGAAUUUGGGAAGCUGCUCAAGGAGAAGAUCACACAGUACGAGAAGUCCUUACAUUACGCCGGCUUUCUGGAAGCGCUGCUGCGGGACGUCUGCAUUUCCUUGGAGGUGGAUGAUUUGAAAAAGAUCACAAACACUCUGACAGUAUUAUGCAGUGAAAAACAAAAACAAGAGAAGAAUAAAGCCAAAAAGAAGAAAAAAGGUGUUGUGCCUGGCGGGGGGCUGAAGGCGACAAUGAAAGACGACCUGGCUGACUACGGCGGCUACGACGGCGAGUACGUACAAGACUUUGAAGACUUCAUGUGACAUUUAUCUCCCUUCUGUUGUCUUUCUGUUGCCCAUAAUCCCUUAAACAUGUAGCACAACCUUUCUUCCUCUAAAUUCUGCCAAAUGCUACAAUCAGAAUUGCAGUAUCUGUGUGCUGGGGGCUGGAGGUGCCGGGUCCGGGCGGAAGCUCCGGGCGGGGUAGAAGGGAAAAGGUCUGGAAAUUGCAGUUAAAAACCCAAAAUUCUGAUAAUGGGCACUGCUGCUACUCAUAGCAACAGCCACUAAAUUGGGAAGGAAUUGGAACAAGGUGAAGGAUUAUAACCAGCACAGCUCCAUGACAUGGCCUUAACUGUCCCUGCUCCAGGGCCAGGGCUGAGCAAGAGCAGUUUGCAGCAAGGGCAGGGUGUGCACGUAGAGUUCCAGUCGCUUUGUCUUGAGUUAGAGCUUGAGGAUUUCAGUAUUUUGGGAAGGGAACUGCUAACUUCAGUGUGGAAUACUGCACCUGGGAGCCUGUCCCUUGGGACAGCCACUGCUCCAGAGCCUGACACCUGAACAGCACCUGGUGGAGCAGAGCAAGGCAAAGCCCACUUGUGUCUCAAGGAUGAAGUUUAUUUAGUUCCAUUCAUUUAAAUUUCUACUAAUGCAGCUGUCUGGGUUGGGUGUUCUUUAACAGUUAAUUAAGGGGUUAAGUGUAAAAGAAAAAAACCAAGCCACACAACUUCCUUGGGGCUCUCCUGGGUUGUGGUGGGUCUCUCACAACUCGGCCGUUUUGUUUCAUUAAAAACCAAACUUGCUUAGCAAACUGCAGCAGUUCCUACAGUUGGGCAAAUUGUUAUGUUAACAAUUACAACAUCUGCAAUGUUUUAUAAAGCAACUAAUUUAAUAAAAAUCACUAUUGAGGACUUCA
Molecule: messenger RNA, 1726 nt
Organism: Passer domesticus (house sparrow)
Lineage: Eukaryota; Metazoa; Chordata; Aves; Passeriformes; Passeridae
Gene: EIF3J
Product: eukaryotic translation initiation factor 3 subunit J
Exons: 8
Coding region: 103-858 (251 amino acids)
Cellular component (GO): eukaryotic translation initiation factor 3 complex; cytoplasm
Molecular function (GO): translation initiation factor activity
Source: RefSeq, a predicted model, not a curated record